AUGAAAAUUCAGUUUGACUGCCGACACCGGAUUAGAGCAGGAACCGAGGAAACAGGAGACGGCGGCUGGGAGGUGUGCCUUGACCCGCCAUACAAUAUGAAACCGGGGAAAUGUUUAGUCUACUCCUUUGGGAUCAGCUACAAAUGGUCGUUUGACGAUUACAUGGACCAAGAAAAGAAGUGUGAAGUUCAUGCAUUCGAUCCAAGCAUUGGACAAGAUGACUUCAAUCGCUCCGCAAAUAUCCAUUUCCAUAAUCUAGGAUUAGGCGGAAAGAACUGGACCAAUGCUAAGAAAUGGAAAAUGUACACGCUUGGAUCCAUUGUGCGACUUCUGGGACAUAAAGAUCGAACACUCGACUACCUGAAAAUCGACAUCGAAAAGAGCGAAUGGUCAAGUUUAGAGGCAAUGUACCAGGAGGGCGUACUGGCACAAGUCAAACAGCUUGGAAUCGAGUUCCAUGACGUACCGAGCAACAGAAAGAGAGUUUCUAUCAUUAACAGACUGUACGAGCUCGGCUUUAGGAUAUAUUACACCAAACAAAACUUCUUUCAGCGGAAAAGGUCUCGACUCACAAGGCGAACCGUAUACGGAUGCAUGGAGUCACAUUUUGUGAAUAUCAACUUUUAUAAGAGGAAUAAAAAGAGAUGAUAUCUUCAUUUCUGUAAAUGAGUCUAUACAUAAACGAGAUUUGACAGGACAUCUGUGACACGUGUACAGCACUAGGACAAGGGUCCAACUGGUCCAUUUUUCGCUUAAGGGGUCAUCUCUGAUUCUCUCGCUAAAUGCAAUCAGUUUAACAGAAUAACACACCUCCUGUUUCUAACGUACGCGUGAAAUCACUACCCUUUGAUAUCAGAAACUUCUAAAAUACAAAACAAAAUUAAAGUAUGCCCUACGACCCUUUUGUAAGACACUGCUAACGAACCCUGUGGUUGGAAUAUAUAAUCACAGUUCUGUUGUGGACGGUUGGCUUGAGCUAACUCAUACACACACACAAUAAUAAUACGAAGACCAAACGUCUAG
This is a messenger RNA of Lingula anatina, 1023 nucleotides long. RefSeq names its product putative methyltransferase-like protein 24. The record is from RefSeq and is a predicted model, not a curated record. NCBI's taxonomy places the organism in Eukaryota, Metazoa, Brachiopoda, Lingulata, Lingulida, Lingulidae.